Podarcis muralis (Common wall lizard) is the source of this 3915-nucleotide messenger RNA. RefSeq names its product major vault protein (gene MVP). NCBI's taxonomy places the organism in Eukaryota, Metazoa, Chordata, Lepidosauria, Squamata, Lacertidae. Gene Ontology annotation, cellular component: cytoplasm; nucleus. The record is from RefSeq and is a predicted model, not a curated record.
ACUAGGAGUGCACAUCCCAGAAUAAGCUCUGAGCACCACAAAGUCGUGCUUCUGGGGGAGUGUCUUCUGUAAGAUGGUGUUGAAUUUCAUCUAGCUCAAAGUUUACUUGGGGUGCAAGGGACAUAUAUUUUUACAUUUUGGGGCUAUUGUCCGUGUGCAGACAUGCACUUGGCUGUUCCUUGAACCCAGAGGAUUCCUCAACAUUUCAUAGAAGUCAAUCUCCCAGUUGUGCAGGUGCAUGCUUUGUGUGGUCCGAAACCUUAUCCUGAAUUGCUGGCUCUCAGUUCCUUGCUUUUUUAUUGUCACAUGAUGUUAUCACACAUUUGGGAGUGUUGUGCAAAGAUGGUCCUUUUGGGCUGUGUCCAACACUAGUCCUACUCAAUGAGUAGCCUCAAUGAAAUGAUCGCGUCUAAGUUAGGCAUGUCCAUUGACUUCCAUGGGUCUGCUCUGAGCAGGAUUAACAUUGGCUACAACCCUUAGAUUAUAGAAAAUCAUUGCUUGUCCCAAAGGGAAGAGUCCCCUGAAAAAUGGAGGAAUUGGGGGAGUGCAGUAUACUUACCUUGUGAUUCAGUUCAGGGACAUACCGUAUAUUUCUUUUUUAGUGUUAUGAACUUUCAUCAGAUAAGGAACUGGGAAUCAGGAAGCUACUUCGGCGUGGUGAGGCAAAUCUAGAACUAGGAUAUGAGAAGUAGGAACCAGCUUCAGCAACAUAAUGGUGGCUGAGAUGUGUGGCCACACUUCUAUUAUGAACAGCCCCAGCUCCGUUUGAUAAGUUUGUCGUGACUAAGAACUCCCAAUAGGAUGAUUAGGGGAUGCAACUACCAAUGUCUCCCAUUCUUUCAAGGUGUGGCCCCUGCCUUUAAGAUUCCUUCCAUGCUGUUAGGGUCAUAGAUUAAAUUGCACCAUCCAUUUAGCAAUCUGCUUUCCCUUUAAAAGGUUCUCUCCCGUUCGCUACUUUGCUCCUCCUCUACCAGGAACCGAAAGCUUCAGGGGGAAUUCCUGGCUACAAAACUCUCCAGAAAACAAGCGCUCUGUUCUGCAGUAAGUUUUCUCCUCUCGCAGAUUCCACUUCAUUUUAGCUAGUAGACGUCUUCGCUUGGGAUGUGGUCUGGAUACAAUCCAUCUAGAAUCGGGAGAUACCAAGUGCUGCAGCUAAGCUGUUGGAGAAGUCUAGACUCUAGCCUGAGAUUUAUAUUUCCAACAAGAUUCAGGAGGCGAGAUGGCAGCUGAAUCCAUAAUCCGGAUCCCCCCAUACCAUUACAUCCAUGUCUUGGACCAGAACUCAAAUGUGACUCGAGUGGAAGUGGGACCCAAGACCUAUAUCCGCCAAGACAAUGAGAGGAUCGUGUUUGCCCCAGUGAAGAUGGUGAUGGUCCCCCCUCGCUAUUACUGCGUCAUCCUCAAUCCAGUGGUCCGAGGGGCAGAUGGUGCCGUUGAGCUCAAUGUCGGGGGGCAGGUGCGGCUUAGGCAUGCCGACCUAGAGAUCAGACUGGCUCAGGACCCUUUCCCUCUGUACCCAGGGGAAGAGCUACAGCAGGGUGUCACACCUCUGCAGGUCGUCCUGCCUAACACUGCCCUGCAUCUGAAAGCCCUCUUGGACUUUGAGGAUGACCAUGGCGGCAAAUACGUUGCUGGGGAUGAAUGGUUGUUUGAAGGGCCUGGCACCUACAUCCCACAAAAGGAGGUCGAAGUUGUGCAGACUAUCCAGGCCACCAUCAUUCGGCCCAACCAAGCCAUAAGACUUCAGGCACGGAAAGAGUGCAAGGACAGAGAGGGCAAUAAGCGUGUGACAGGUGAGGAGUGGCUGGUGAAGCGGGUUGGGGCGUACCUGCCAGGUGUGUUUGAGGAAGUAGUUGAUACCGUUGACGCCUAUGUCCUGACUGAAAAGAAAGCGCUGCACCUCCGGGCCUCAAAGACGUUCCGGGACUCCCAGGGUGUUACCCGGAAGACAGGAGAAGAGUGGCUGGUCACCAUGGCUGACACCGAGGCCCACAUCCCCGAUGUUUACGAGGAAGUCCUGGGUGUUGUCGAUAUCACCACCCUGAACAGCUGUCAGUACUGCGUGGUUUGUGACCCAGUUGGAGCAGAUGGCAAACCCCAGCUGGGACAGAAGAAGGUGAUCAAGGGGGAGAUAUCGUUCUUCCUGCAGCCUGGAGAGUGGCUGGAGCAGGGCAUCCAAGACGUUUACAUCCUUUCGGAAGAAGAGGGCCUCCUGCUCCGUGCCCUUCGCCCCUUGGAAGAAACAAACGAGGACGGAGAGGAGGUUACGCACAAGCCGGGUGACCGUUGGCUGAUCCGGGGGCCCCUGGAGUACGUGCCACCGGCCGAGGUGGAAGUGCUGGAGCGGCGCCACUCCAUCCCGCUGGCUGAGAACGAGGGCAUCUAUGUGCGGGAUAUCAAGACGGGGAAGGUCCGAGCUGUAAUUGGCCACACUUACAUGCUGUCUCAGGAUGAGGAGCUGUGGGAGAAGGAGCUUCCGCCCCACGUGGAGGCCUUGUUGACUGUCGGAAGGGACGCUGUUGUUGAUCGUUCCAGGGAUACCUCUGAAGGGUGCACUGGGGCGGCCCGUGACCGGACUCGGGUCGUGACCUACCACGUCCCCCACAAUGCCGCAGUGCAAGUGUACGACUACAAGGAGCGGAAGUCCAGGGUGGUUUUUGGGCCAGAACUUGUGCUUCUGGGUCCAGAUGAACAGUUCACGGUGCUCAGCCUGUCGGGGGGCCGACCCAAGCGCCCCCACGCUCGCCGCGCCCUCUGCCUCCUCCUGGGGCCGGAUUUCUGCACUGAUGUUGUCACCAUUGAAACGGCUGACCAUGCCCGCCUGCAGCUGCAGCUGGCUUACAACUGGCACUUUGAGCUCCCCUCUGCUGCUGAAGCUUCCCGCCUGUUUAGCGUCCCAGAUUUUGUGGGUGACGCCUGCAAGACCCUGGCCUCGCGUAUCCGGGGGGCUGUGGCUGCCGUCACCUUUGAUGACUUCCAUAAGAACUCGAACCGCCUGAUCUGUGCUGCCGUGUUUGGCUUCGAUGGGGAAGGGACCAUGCGCGGCUCCCUCCGAUUCGCCCCCAACGGACUUGUCAUCAGCAGCAUUGACAUCCAGAGUGUGGAGCCCGUGGACCAGAGGACGCGAGAUGCCCUCCAGAAAAGCGUCCAGCUGGCUAUCGAGAUCACCACCAACUCUCAGGAGGCAGCUGCCAAGCAUGAAGCAGAGAGGCUGGAGCAAGAGGCUCGCGGACGUCUUGAGCGGCAGAAAAUCCUUGACCAGGCCGAGGCCGAACGGGCCCGGAAGGAGCUGCUGGAGCUGGAAGCACUGAGCACAGCGGUCGAGAGCACCGGGGCGGCAAAGGCCGAAGCCCAGUCACGGGCAGAAGCUGCCCGGAUUGAAGGUGAAGGGGCAGUACUGCAGGCCAAGCUGAAGGCCGAAGCUACGGCCAUAGAGACGGAGUCGGAACUGAAGCGCCUGGACCAAGCGCGAGAGCAGGAGCUGCGCUUCUGCAAGACUCAGGCCGAGCUGGACGUGGCUCGGGCAGAGGCUCUGGCUGCUGUUGAAGUGAAGAAAUUUGAGGCGGUGAUAAAUGCGCUGGGAGCCAGCACUAUCCGUGACAUUGCUGUGGCCGGCCCAGAGAUGCAGGCAAAACUACUCCAGGGCCUGGGCAUUCAAUCCACACUCAUCACAGAUGGUUCUUCCCCUAUCAACCUUUUUACAGCUGCAGGAGGAUUGUUGGGGAUUUUGCCCAAGCCUUCUGAGACCUGAUAGAUCCUGGAGAUGGAUGCUUCCCUUCCGCAUGAGAGCUUUCUUUAAGUACCUUUGCAAACAACAUAGAAUGUAAUAAUUUUCCCAGGCCAUUGGAGCCUCCUUUGAAUGUGCCUUUUUUUUUUUGUACAAGUAUACAAUAAACACUGAAGCAAUCUAUUCCA